Messenger RNA from Perognathus longimembris pacificus (Pacific pocket mouse), 3779 nucleotides. It is a transcript of the gene Arhgef25, whose product is annotated as Rho guanine nucleotide exchange factor 25. Gene Ontology annotation, molecular function: guanyl-nucleotide exchange factor activity. The record is from RefSeq and is a predicted model, not a curated record. The transcript has 16 exons. Gene Ontology annotation, biological process: axon guidance. The coding region runs from base 1547 to 3289 and encodes 580 amino acids. Gene Ontology annotation, cellular component: cytoplasm; plasma membrane. Lineage: Eukaryota; Metazoa; Chordata; Mammalia; Rodentia; Heteromyidae.
CCCUGGGCCAGGCUCCCAUGUGGGAAGCGGUUUAAGAGGGGUUGGCUUGUUGUUGAACUGGGUAGAGAAAGGAACAACCCUACCCCUUUCUCGAAGUUUGGCUGGGGUGGGAGUGGGGGCGGAGCCGGGCAGGGGGCGGAUUCGACGGCAGCAACUCCCCGGACGCACGCAGGCCUCGGAGCCCCCCAGCUUCCGUGCCCCCUCGGCCCUCAAACUUGAAGCAGGCCUCCAAAGAGAAGUUCCCUAGGGCCGGGGUGUACCGAGCCCGAGAGUAACAGUACCGAGGGGGAUCCGAAAGGGGAGCGCGAGGUCCUCGCCUGGGCUCCGCAGCCCGGUAAGAAGCUGGGGUUGGGUGGGGCCCAGUUGGCUGCCCUGCGCCUAGUGGCCAUUUCACAAAUAUUCCUCUCUUAUUAGCAUAAGGUAGCAUCUAAUUUGCAUGGAACCCACUUAACCGCAGAGACCUCCGCGCAGCUCUUCGUCUUACAGACCGAUGCCUGUUCCCCCUUCCCCUCCAUUUCUGAAGGCCCCGAACCGCCCCCCCCCCCGGCAGGCAGAGUGUCCUCGCGCCCCACCCCUGGCCCCCGGCCAGCGCAGCCUCCAGGACUUCGCCUUAAUUGGUGAUUAGUCUUAGCUGGCGUCCCGGGGCCUAGAGGGAAGAAGGGUCUGGGGGAAGGCGGCACCUGGGUGGUGCUCCCCACAAAGAGUUCCCCCAUACACGCCCCCGUACCACGGGGGACCCGAUUCACCCCCGCGCCGCCGGGGACCGCUCCAAGACAGCUGCACGCAGGCCGAGGCCCCCAUUCGGCCCCCCCUAGAGGUUGAGGGUCGACCCGGGCCGACUCCGCGCUCGCUCGGCGGUGGGAGCCGAGAUGCGGGAAGGAGGGAGGGGGUCCCCGGGCCGGGGGAGGACGGCCCUGCCUGGAGGGAUGGAGGCGCCGGGGACGUGGAGUGGGAACGAGCUGGCGCUUCGGGGAGGGGCAUCGGGGCGGGAACCCGGCCCGGGCUGGAGAGGGAACGCGCGGGGGAGGCGGGGCCGGGCCGCAGAGGCCCCGCCCCGCGGCGGCUCCGCGCUGGGGCCUGUUAUUCCGCUCGCCGCCCGGCUCGGACCCGCGCAGCGCCCGUGGCUCGGGGAGUCGGCCUCCCGCCUCCUCAUCUCCCAGGCCUAGAACCACCCGCAAACUGAGGCCGGAGACAGAGCCCGAGCGGUUGCCGCAUCCUGGCCCAGCCUCUCCCACCAUCCCUCCCACUGGCUGGACAUCUGGACCCUGGGCCCCCGCACCGAGAGGGUUCCGGAAACCCUCCCCGCCCAGUUUCGGGCCUGGCCCCGCACCACCUUCUCUCCAGAUCUCCCCCCCGCCAACCCUCCUCCAGACCAGACUCACGUCUACUCCUGGACCCCCUUUCCUCAUCUCCUCCCUCCCCCUCCUCCAGCCUGGACCGGGGUAGGAGGGAGGGGGGUGUGCGCCCUGCGCCAUCCCCGCCCCGCCCCCCUUGAUUCCUCCUGCAUGGCCCGCCCGGGUGGGGGAGGCGGGGGGCCCCGGGCGCCAUGCGGGGGGGACACAAAGGGGGUCGCUGUGCCUGUCCCCGUGUGAUUCGAAAAGUGCUGGCAAAAUGCGGCUGCUGCUUCGCCCGGGGGGGACGUGAGUCCUAUUCCAUUGCUGGUAGUGAGGGAAGUAUAUCGGCUUCUGCUGCCUCGGGUCCAGCUGCCCUUUCUGGCCCCAGCUCUGGCCUCAGCUCUCGGCCCUGUUCACCAGGCCCUCCAGGGCCUGUUGGUGGCCUGAGAAGAUGGCUGGAUCACUCCAAACACUGUCUCAGUGUGGAAACAGAGGCAGAUGGUGGUCAAGCAGGACCAUAUGAGAACUGGAUGCUGGAGCCAGCUCUAACCACGGGAGAGGAGCUCCCAGAACUGGCCUUGUUGACAACAUUGUUGGAGAGCCCUGGAGCUAAACCACAGCCACCUGAAGAAGAGACUUUGUCCCAAGCUCCUGAGAGUGUGGAGGAGCAGAAGAAGAAGGCUCUGGAAAGGAGUAUGUAUGUGCUGAGUGAACUGGUAGAAACAGAGAAAAUGUACGUGGACGACUUGGGGCAGAUUGUGGAGGGUUACAUGGCCACUAUGGCUGCUCAGGGAGUCCCUGAGAGUCUUCGAGGCCGUGACAGGAUUGUGUUUGGAAAUAUCCAGCAAAUCUAUGAGUGGCAUCGAGACUAUUUCCUGCAAGAGCUCCAGCGGUGUUUGGAGGAUCCUGAUUGGUUGGCUCAGCUAUUCAUCAAACAUGAGCGCCGGCUGCAUAUGUACGUGGUGUACUGUCAGAACAAGCCCAAGUCAGAGCAUGUGGUGUCAGAGUUUGGAGACAGCUACUUUGAGGAACUCAGGCAGCAGCUGGGGCAUCGCCUGCAGCUCAAUGACCUCCUCAUCAAACCUGUGCAGCGGAUCAUGAAAUACCAGCUGCUGCUCAAGGAUUUUCUAAAGUAUUACAGUAGAGCUGGGAUGGAUACUGAAGAGCUAGAGCAAGCUGUGGAGGUCAUGUGCUUUGUGCCCAAGCGCUGUAAUGACAUGAUGUCUCUAGGGAGACUGCGAGGAUUUGAGGGAAAACUGACUGCUCAAGGGAAACUCCUGGGCCAAGAAACAUUCUGGGUUACAGAGCCUGAGGCUGGGGGACUACUGUCUUCCCGUGGUCGAGAAAGGCGUGUCUUCCUUUUUGAGCAAAUCAUUAUCUUCAGUGAGGCCUUGGGAGGAGGAGCACGAGGUGGUACACAGCCUGGAUAUGUGUACAAGAGCAGUAUCAAGGUGAGCUGCCUGGGGCUGGAGGGGAACCUCCAAGGUGAUCCUUGCCGCUUCACAUUGACCUCCAGAGGGCCAGAGGGUGGGAUCCAGCGCUAUGUCCUGCAGGCUUCAGACCCAGCAAUCAGUCAAGCCUGGAUCAAGCAAGUGGCUCAGAUCCUGGAAAGCCAGCGGGACUUCCUCAAUGCAUUGCAGUCACCCAUUGAAUACCAGAGAAGAGAGAGCCAGACCAACAGCCUGGGGAGGCCAGGAGUUCCUGGGGUAGGGAGCCCUGGGAGAAUGAGGCCUGGAGACCGGGCCCAGGUCAGCAUACACACACCCAUCAAUGGCUCUCUCCCUUCCCUGCUGCUGUUGCCCAAAGAGGAGGUGGGCAGAGUCCCCCUGCCCCUGAACACACAGACUCUCAAUGAUACCCCCAAGGCUCCUCAAGAGUCUCUUUCAGCCUUUCCAACUCCAAACAGCCCUCCCUGCCAGGCCAGACUUGCCAAGUUGGAUGAAGAUGAGCUGUAACUGAUGAAGGCCAUGGGGGUGGUACUGAUUCAGCCACCUAUUCCCCAAGGAACUUGAGGUUAAUCUUCUGGCAGUACUCCAGUAUUCUUCGCUCUUGCUCCACUCAGAGGGUGGGAAAGGCUGGGAGAGCUGUCAGCUUGGAGGAGAAUAUCUAGACCCCAAAAGACUUCUUUCUGCCCAAGGCACACCGGAUCCUCCAGCUCCACCCCUAUGCAUGCAUCACAGUCCCCUCAAAAGGAGGAUGUGUGAGUGUCUAGGAGGGAGGGAUAGGGCAGGGGCCAGAUAGAAAUGAUUUGUUUUGCUUUUGAUUCUGUGUUUUCUGUUUUCUGAAAAUAAAAGUUUUGUUAUAUCACCAGGUUGUUGUCUUGGCAGAGGGAUAGAGAGGCUGCAUGGGGUAGGAGAGGUGAAGUGAUAUGGAAGAGGUCAGCUGGCCUUGGCAUUUGAGGAAAGAAGGGCACAGGAUAAAAUACGUCACUGUCUUUUCUUUAUU